Messenger RNA from Ostrea edulis (European flat oyster), 1110 nucleotides. RefSeq lists its product as uncharacterized. The coding region runs from base 1 to 1059 and encodes 352 amino acids. The record is from RefSeq and is a predicted model, not a curated record. Lineage: Eukaryota; Metazoa; Mollusca; Bivalvia; Ostreida; Ostreidae. Gene Ontology annotation, biological process: interstrand cross-link repair. The transcript has 8 exons. Gene Ontology annotation, cellular component: Fanconi anaemia nuclear complex.
AUGACUGCAGCAGAGUUGUUGAUGAAAAAUAUUUACACCUUUGCCAACAUUCUUAGCCAGGCAGGAUGUGAUAUUGUUGCGAAGUGGAACCAUACAUCUUUGCAAAAUGCGCUAAACUGGGCUGAUUAUUGUAUUAAGGUGUACCACCAAGUUGCAGACAAACCUUACAGAGGAGAGAUUGAGAAACACAUGGCUGCCAUGACACUACACCUCCACCCACCUUCUUGUCUGAGGCUCGGUGUUGAAGAUCUAGGAAAGGCCAGGUCUAUUUUAGAAAGGACCUUGUUGAACAAUUCACAUCUGCCAGAGAAGUUAAUCAGGAUAAUUUUGGAAAAACAGCAAAAAUCGAGUAUGAAUAAUUCAAUACAACAGGAACAGGAGUGUGAGCACCUUGCCAGAGAGGUAACUGAUGUGACUAAGCUAAUGCAGACCUUACAAACUAAUGAAGUCUCCCACAGUAAAUUAAUAUCUGAGGCUACAAUGCUGCUCUCCACUCUACUGAGCCUCAUAUCAUGCUCUUCUAAUUCACAGAGGUUUGAAAAUUUUGUGUCUAAUUUGCUGACAAGAAUAACAAAGAAAGCAGUCACAUUGGAUUUAAUUCUGAAGAUGUUAUGUGUAUCACCACAUGAUAUUACAUACACAGACAAACAGCUACAUUUCCUUCAAAGCAUCAUAAUUCAAUGGCUAGCAAACUCAAGAAAUAGUGCACUCCUGGAUUCCAAGAAAGAUUUCAUUCAUGAAGCAUGCAGAUUCCACACUGAUUUCUGCCAGUUAUAUUUAAGAAACAUUUUGCAGUGGGCCAAAGACAUGGAACCAUUGUACAAUGAAGGAGAUUCAAAUCUGUAUUCAUGGAGAUAUAGAAGCAGUGAGUCCAAAUUUAGAGACAUUGGCAGGAGCAGAACACUUGAUAAAUUGUGUGAACACAUUGAUAACUUGUUUAGUAUAAAUAAACAAUGCCAGAUAUUAGUAAGACAGUCACUCCAGACUCAAAAAGAAACCUCACAUUUCAAUGUUUAUAGAGACAUACUGAAGAAAUUAAGUCACAUUCCAGAGUCAUGAAUUUUAUCUGUAUUAAAUUAAUUGAUUGUAUAUUAAAUGUGUUGUAUGGUU